Messenger RNA from Solanum dulcamara, 984 nucleotides. RefSeq lists its product as uncharacterized. The transcript is spliced from 5 exons. NCBI's taxonomy places the organism in Eukaryota, Viridiplantae, Streptophyta, Magnoliopsida, Solanales, Solanaceae. The coding region runs from base 1 to 984 and encodes 327 amino acids. The record is from RefSeq and is a predicted model, not a curated record.
AUGAGUAUAACGGCUAGUCAGGUUGGUGAAUUUACUUGGAUAAACCCUGUCGCUAAGGUGGAUGAGGAUCUAAAAGAGUUCAUUGAGGGCAUCGCUAAGAUUGUGGAUAUCAUGGGUGUUAGUCCAGUGGAGAAGGCACAGUUAGCAGAUUAUCAAUUUAAGUUAGGCAUCUCAAAGAAAGGUGGGGUGUUGGCCAGUAUUGAGGUUAGGUCCACCCUCAUUGAAGAGAUCAAAGCCAAGCAGUUUGAAGAUGAGAGUUUGAAUGAACUAAGAAAGAAGACAGUGUUUGGAAAGGCACCAGAUAUGGCUCUUGAUAUAGGUGGUGUGCUCAGUUUUAGGGGAAUGAUUUGUGUUCUCCGAGUAGAUGACUUGAUUCACAAAAAAGAUAUAGCUGAGUUUGUGGCUAAGUGUCAGAAUUGUCAGCAAGUGAAGUAUGAGCAUCAAAGGCCUGCAGGCAUUGAUUUGGCACCAUUUAAAAAUCUCUAUGGGAGGGGAUGUAGAUCUCUCAUAGGGUGGUUUAAGGUUGGAGAUGUGAAGCCUUUGGGGGUUGACUUGGUAAAGGAUAAUCAGGAUAAGACUGGUGAGCAAGUUUUUCUGAAAGUGUCACCCAUUAAGGGAGUGAUGAGAUUUGACAAGAAGGACAAGCUUAGUCCUCGAUACAUUGACCCAUUUGAGAUUCUUGACUAUGUAGGGCUAGUGACUUAUAGGUUGUCUUUACCUCCUAACCAAUCUGGAGUCCUUCUAGUGUUCCAUGUGUCCAUUCUAAAUAAGUAUCAUGGGGAUGGAGAUUAUAUCAUAAAGUGGAAUUUAGUUUUGUUAGACAAUAACCUUCAGUAUGAGGAGGAACCUGUUGCAAUCCUUGAUCGUGAUGCUUACAAGAUGAGGACAAAAGAGAUUAAGUCGAUGAGGGUACAAUGGAAGCAUCUUUGGGUGGAGGAAGCUACUUGGAAAACUGAGAAGAACAUGCGAGAUAAGUAUCCUUAG